AUGCUCCCAGACAGCUCUUCUGCACCCUCCCCCACUUCCACAUCUCUCCACUCUGUGGCUUUCUCAUCGUCUCCCCCUUGUUUCACACUUUCAGGUCAAAUUGAGAACACAAUGUUCAUCAAUAAGAUGAAGGAUCAGCUGUUGCCAGAGAAGGGCUGUGGUCUGGCUCCACCUCACUACCCCACCUUGCUGACAGUGCCUGCCUCAGUGUCCUUGCCUUCAGGCAUUAGUAUGGACACGGAAUCCAAAUCAGACCAGCUGACCCCACACAGCCAGGCUUCCGUCACUCAGAAUAUCACAGUGGUCCCUGUGCCAUCUACAGGACUGAUGACUGCUGGAGUCUCCUGUUCUCAGAGGUGGAGAAGAGAAGGGAGUCAAUCAAGGGGUCCAGGUUUGGUAAUCACGUCCCCCUCAGGCUCUCUUGUGACCACAGCCUCAUCAGCUCAGACCUUCCCCAUUUCGGCUCCCAUGAUUGUCUCAGCUCUUCCCCCUGGCUCACAAGCCCUGCAGGUGGUCCCUGACCUCUCUAAGAAGGUAGCAUCAACCCUAACAGAGGAAGGAGGUGGAGGUGGUGGUGGAGGUGGCAGCGUGGCUCCUAAGCCCCCCCGGGGCCGAAAGAAGAAGCGGAUGUUGGAGUCAGGGCUGCCUGAAAUGAAUGACCCCUAUGUCCUCUCCCCUGAGGAUGACGAUGACCAUCAGAAAGACGGCAAGACCUAUAGGUGCCGGAUGUGCUCACUGACAUUCUACUCAAAGUCGGAGAUGCAGAUCCACUCCAAGUCACACACCGAGACCAAGCCCCACAAGUGCCCACAUUGUUCCAAGACAUUCGCCAACAGCUCCUACCUGGCCCAGCACAUCCGUAUACACUCAGGGGCUAAGCCCUACAGUUGUAACUUCUGUGAGAAAUCCUUCCGCCAGCUCUCCCACCUUCAGCAGCACACCCGGAUUCACUCCAAGAUGCACACGGAGACCAUCAAGCCCCACAAGUGCCCGCACUGCUCCAAGACCUUCGCCAACACCUCCUACCUGGCCCAGCACCUCCGUAUCCACUCGGGGGCCAAGCCCUACAACUGUUCCUACUGCCAGAAGGCCUUCCGCCAGCUCUCCCACCUCCAGCAGCACACACGAAUCCACACUGGUGAUAGACCAUACAAAUGUGCACACCCAGGCUGUGAGAAAGCCUUCACCCAGCUCUCCAAUUUACAGUCCCACAGACGACAACACAACAAAGAUAAACCCUUCAAGUGCCACAAUUGUCAUCGGGCGUACACAGACGCAGCCUCACUAGAGGUGCACUUAUCUACGCAUACGGUGAAGCAUGCCAAGGUGUACACCUGCACUAUAUGCAGUCGGGCAUAUACGUCGGAAACGUACCUUAUGAAACACAUGCGCAAACACAACCCUCCUGAUCUCCAACAACAAGUGCAGGCAGCAGCAGCAGCAGCAGCAGUGGCCCAGGCCCAGGCGCAAGCUCAGGCUCAGGCCCAGGCCCAGGCCUCCCAGGCAUCACAGCAGCAGCAGCAGCAGCAACAGCAGCAGCAGCAGCAGCAGCAGCCACCACACUUCCAGUCUCCUGGGGCAGCCCCCCAGGGUGGGGGUGGUGGGGACAGCAACCCCAACCCUCCACCCCAGUGUUCUUUUGACCUGACCCCCUAUAAGACGGCGGAGCAUCAUAAGGACAUCUGCCUCACUGUCACCACCAGCACCAUCCAGGUGGAGCACCUGGCCAGCUCUUAGAGAUCCGUGCUGCCACCCACUGGGAAGAGGAGAAAGAAGUUUUGGUCCCUCCUUUCUCCAACUCUUGGUGGGAAAACUCCUCUUCCUUGAUAAGCCUUGGCCCUAUUUCCUUGGGCUUUAGGCAUGGCUUUCCUUCACAAGAUACCAUCUUUAUUCUCAACUCCUCUUCAAAAGGAACAUCAGCCCUCCUGAUUGGCAAAGGAAUACUGAGCUGAUGGUGUCAUUUAGCAGCCUCCCCUCCCAAGCAAAGCUUUUUACAUUGGGGGUUGGUGCUCAAGGGAAGGAUUUGCUAUGACCUCAUAGAAAUUUGUCCUGUAUGGACACUUACCCUAUCUUUAUCCUCAUCCUCAAAGGUUGCCCUGAUCAAAGACUAGAGGCUGGCCCUCCCAGAUUACAAGGAAAGGGGGCCCUAAAUGCAACUAAGCCUCCUGUUCUAUUCUUGCCUGCAAAAGAACAGAGGUUUCUUAUGUGCCCCAAUCCCUGAGAGCCAUUUUCUUCUACUUGGUCUCAAUUCACUUCCUGCCUAUUGCUGGUAAAAGAUUUGGGUAGGAAUUAGACCUCCUUUUAUUUGUAAGGGGGCAAGGGCUGACAUGUGGUCCCUAAGGGGCCAGAGAUUCCCAAGGUCAGAGUGGCUUAGAAGUGUGGGUUAUGGUUUUCCUUGGAGCCUCUCCCCCCUUCUCUGCCAGCCAAGACCCUGCACACUCAGCCUCCCUAACCCAACCCCCAAGGAGCUAUGAGAGCUUUGCGUUCUCUAUGAAACCCCAAAAUAAGGGGUGUGGCAGAAAAGGGAGAGUUCAGGGCAAACACCAAGACUGGACUUAGCUCUCCAGGUGCCACGGUCAGAUGCCGGACAUGGAUUUAUAUAUAAAUAUAUAUAUAAAUAUAUAUAUACACACCCACUCAUCACGGCCAUCUUUGUUGUAACCAUUUUUGUGUUUAUAAAUGCAUUAUCUCUGAGAAUUUUCAUAUUUGAUGUUUAUUUUAUUUUUGUCUUUUUCUCCACCCUGUCCUCUGGCCACGGCAUUUUUAUUUCUUUUUGCCUUUUUUUUUUUUUUAAAUCAUGGCAGAUUUCAGAGAAAAGGAAAUUUUAAAAAAUCAGGAAACCAGUUGUUAUAUAGCAAUUUUAAAAUGAAGAAAAAAAACUUAUGUACAAACCAAGGGGUGUUUUUAGAACAUUGUAUAGAAAUAAAUUCAUGUAAAAGGA
Molecule: messenger RNA, 2941 nt
Organism: Otolemur garnettii (small-eared galago)
Lineage: Eukaryota; Metazoa; Chordata; Mammalia; Primates; Galagidae
Gene: ZNF384
Product: zinc finger protein 384
Exons: 10
Coding region: 1-1737 (578 amino acids)
Biological process (GO): regulation of transcription by RNA polymerase II
Cellular component (GO): nucleus
Molecular function (GO): RNA polymerase II transcription regulatory region sequence-specific DNA binding; DNA-binding transcription factor activity, RNA polymerase II-specific
Source: RefSeq, a predicted model, not a curated record